AAUUACUGAAAAACAGCGCGGUUAUUUUUGCGGUCAUCGACCACGCUCGAGUGUUAGCUGAAUGGUCAGCUGUUUUCCUUUCGUAUAACGCGUGAACCGACACAUAGCAAGCGUAACGUUCUACGUUUGUGCAAUUUUAAUUUUGCUUUCGCGCACAAAACUACAAUGGAAUUGGUCUGGUUGGUGUGUGUUGCAGUUAGUGUCGGCGCCUGGUUCGUAUCUGCAGAGAGACACAGCGUCUUUUGGAAUAGCACAAACCCCAAGUUCCUCUGGGACGAGUACACGGUGGAGGUGCGCAUUAACGACUACCUGGACAUCAUCUGCCCCCAUUACGUGCGCGGGGAGGUGCUGUCCCAGGAGGCCGAGCGGUACGUGCUGUACAUGGUGGAGCGGGAGGACUACGAGGCGUGCCGGCCACAGUCCUUCGACCAGCUUCGCUGGGAGUGCUCGCACCCCUUCGCCGCCCACGCCCCCGAGAAGUUCUCCGAAAAGUUUCAGCGCUUCACCCCCUUCACCCUCGGCAAGGAGUUCCGGCAGGGCGAGAGCUAUUACUACAUCUCAAAACCCCUCCACCAUCAUGGACAGGAGUGUAUGAGACUGAGGGUGGACGUUGUUGGACUCAAAGGGACGAAGGAAAGCAAGGUGGGUGGAGGAUCAAGUGGAGGAGCUGGUGGAGGUGGAGUGCACAACCCAUCAAACAGACUUCCUGCAGAUGAUCCUGCAGUGAUUGUCCCUGAAGUCCAGAAAAGCGUGGGAGCGAGUUCAGGAGUGAAGAUGGCUUCCAUGUCCCUCCUUUUCACAGUGAUCCCAGUCUUACUUUCUCUGUUAUUGUAGUAAGAUGACAGAGGAACUACAAAUCCCAGAGACUUUUCAGGGAAAUGGACUACGUUGACAGCGGUCUGUAGGGGACCCAGCAAUGCAGAGACAGAUGUGCAAAGCCAAUGCUGGUCAUUGGUAGCAGGACUGAAAAUAUUUUCUAAGAGCUUUUUUAUAUGUGUAUUGACAGAAUGUUGUAAU
This is a messenger RNA of Megalops cyprinoides (Indo-Pacific tarpon), 1017 nucleotides long. RefSeq names its product ephrin-A1b (gene efna1b). Gene Ontology annotation, biological process: axon guidance; ephrin receptor signaling pathway. The record is from RefSeq and is a predicted model, not a curated record. Gene Ontology annotation, molecular function: ephrin receptor binding. Gene Ontology annotation, cellular component: plasma membrane. The transcript has 5 exons. Bases 166 to 834 code for a protein of 222 amino acids. NCBI's taxonomy places the organism in Eukaryota, Metazoa, Chordata, Actinopteri, Elopiformes, Megalopidae.